CCCUUCGUCUGUCUGACCUGGGCAACCACACUCGACCCUCUUCUUUUUUUUUUGCUGCACUGAAGCUCAGAGCGAUGCGAGCACCUACGCUGCUCGCGAGUACCUCAUUGCGGUCUGCAGCAGCAGCAGCAGCUGCAGCGCCGCAGCGAUGGGUGCCUCUCCGGCGCACGCUGCACGCGACGCCAGCGCUGCCCAAGUCGAAGCGGUCGCAGGUGACAACGCCGGCGCCCGCUGCGCCCGACGAGGUGCCGGUCAUCAAGACGCGCGGCAAGGGUGCCAAGGGCGCUUCGUCGACGCCCAAGGGAGCGCGGUCGAAGCACGGGGCCAAGGGCCAGGCCAUGGACGAUGCAGAGGAGGGAGACGGAGGCGAGGGCAGCAGCAGCACAAGGAAGACGACGACGACAGAUGCGUCGCUGCCCAAUGAGCGCUUCGACGAGGCGGCACUCAAGGCGAAUAUGGCACGCGCCGUGAGCCGGUGUCGCGAGACGGUCGCGCAUAUGGUCGGCUCGCAUGGCCGCGCGGACCCCAGCCUGCUCGACGGCAUUCGCGUCUCCUUUACGGGCACGCGCCAGGCCGACGCGACGGCCGGCGAUGCCACGAGUGGGACCAAGGUCGAGGGCGACGGCCAGGAGUACAGCCUGCGCGACUUUGCCACCGUCGGCGUGCGCGAUGGCGCACUGAUUGUCACAUGUUUUGAUGCCGAGUCGGUCAAGCAGGUCGAGCGAGCCAUCUAUGCGGCGCACCCGCAGCUGGGCCUCACGCCACAGCAGACAAACGAGGAGGGCGUGCUCCGCAUCCCCGUCCCGCGCCCGACGGCCGAGACGCGCGCGCAGCUCGUCAAGGACAUCAAUCGCGUCUGCGAGAAUGCCCGCGUGUCGAUCCGCUCGGCCCGGCACGCGGCCCAGAAGCAGAUCAAGGAGGACACGCGGACAAAGGUCGUGGGGUCCAGCGAGGCCCAGCGCGAGAUGAAAAAGAUGGAAGAAGAGACAAAGAAGAGAGCAGCCGAGGUGGAACAGCUGUUUGAGCAGACGAAGAAGAGAAUCGAGCAGGGACAGUAGUAUUACCAGAGCGGCUCUCUACUUACUGGAGCGGCUGUCUUAUUAUUACUAGAGCGACUCUCUCUCUAAGGGUAUGAAUGUAUACUUUUGGCAAGGGUUUCACUGCUGAGGC
Messenger RNA from Acaromyces ingoldii, 1170 nucleotides. Its product is annotated as ribosome recycling factor. The record is from RefSeq and is a predicted model, not a curated record. Gene Ontology annotation, molecular function: ribosomal large subunit binding. The transcript is spliced from 3 exons. Gene Ontology annotation, biological process: translation. Gene Ontology annotation, cellular component: mitochondrion. NCBI's taxonomy places the organism in Eukaryota, Fungi, Basidiomycota, Exobasidiomycetes, Exobasidiales, Cryptobasidiaceae. Bases 75 to 1058 code for a protein of 327 amino acids.